Fusarium odoratissimum NRRL 54006 is the source of this 1062-nucleotide messenger RNA. RefSeq lists its product as uncharacterized. NCBI's taxonomy places the organism in Eukaryota, Fungi, Ascomycota, Sordariomycetes, Hypocreales, Nectriaceae. The record is from RefSeq and is a predicted model, not a curated record. The transcript is spliced from 2 exons. Bases 1 to 1062 code for a protein of 353 amino acids.
AUGGAACAAGAUUGGGCAGAAGCCAAGCAUCGAGCGAUGCGAGGUCGUCUACACAGCCUCAGAAUCCGGCUUAUUGAUCUUGCGAAUAACUUGGCCAAUCUUACAACAGAACAGCUGGGCAUUCAUUGCGGUGCAAUCGUUGAAGACCUGCGCAGCUUCUCUUAUGAUUGCAUGGUAGAAGGCAGGGAUAGACUCGAUGAAGCCCAGUUUCAAUGGCGAGUUGGGGAAAUCGGGGAGUUAAUGGACUUUUCUAUUAACGAGGAGCUCAAAAAUAUUGAACGAGACGAGCAUCAUAAGCCUAGGAUGACAAGAGAAAAGCGCAGGGCCAUGUUGAUGGAUCUCCGAAUCGACAUUCCUUUUACUGAGUUGUGCUUCGUCCCCGAUGCUUAUGACUUCUUCAUGAACCUCGGAAAGAAUAUCAGAGACCUCGUUGUUGAUGAGCUUAGGCAUCGUGCUCACGACCACGCUAUGGCUCGCCUUCAGUCUGCCAAGGAAGAGCAAGGUGUCAGCGAGCGACCUCUUCCCCAAAGACAUCUAUAUGAAGAGUCUAUCACUAACAAUGUGCUUGAGCAGGAAUCUAGGGAGCUGGAAAUCCGCGAUAACUUGCCAGUCACAGACGAUGUGGCAUCGGCAGCCGUGGAGGAGUAUGACGACUGUGUAGAAUUGCAGUCACCGUGUCCGCCAGGGAUGAGCUUGCUUGUCCUGGCUCGUGCAGGAGAUUGGUGGUUCGCUCAACCAGUGAACCCUUCGGCCAAGAAACCUCGUUCUCGCGGGCCAAUGCCUAACCUCGAGGUUAUAACCAUCACUCGCAACCAGCUACGAGAUGAUCAUGAGUUUGUGGGAGAUGCUUUCAAAAAGGAGAUUCCUGAGGUUCAACCGUCUCUCAAGAAGUUGGACAUCGACUUUGAAAAGACUAUUGGUUCUCAGUUUGGGAUUGUCGUUGCAUGGAGGUUCGUUGGAGGGGAUGUCUGGAUGGACCGUUAUGGUCAUAUUGUUCCGAAGAAUGUCAUUGACGAGUCAGCCAUUCACAUCGGUCGAUCAUGGAGUUCCACCAGAGAGUAA